Scophthalmus maximus (turbot) is the source of this 2285-nucleotide messenger RNA. It is a transcript of the gene nefla, whose product is annotated as neurofilament light chain a. The record is from RefSeq and is a predicted model, not a curated record. Gene Ontology annotation, biological process: neurofilament bundle assembly. Lineage: Eukaryota; Metazoa; Chordata; Actinopteri; Pleuronectiformes; Scophthalmidae. Bases 117 to 2033 code for a protein of 638 amino acids. Gene Ontology annotation, molecular function: structural constituent of postsynaptic intermediate filament cytoskeleton. Gene Ontology annotation, cellular component: postsynaptic intermediate filament cytoskeleton; intermediate filament; cytoplasm. The transcript is spliced from 4 exons.
GCAGAAGCCAGUCGAGGCUUAAACCUGAGCCCUUCCUACAUCUCCUCACACACACACACACACACACACACACACACAGAGGAGAGGGAAGCAGCCUGUCCUCCCACCAACCAGCCAUGAGUAGCAUCGGGUAUGACCCAUACUAUCCCACCUCGUCCUACAGACGCUGGUAUGUGGAGGCUCCCCCUCGAGUGGCGGUGACCAGAGGGAGGACCCACUCCGUCUACUCCUCCCACGCCUCCCCGCUCUCCUCCUCCCGUCAUCAGUACUCCUCUCCCGGCCGGGUGCUGCGCUCCUCCUCCUCCUCACUGGCCUCCUCCCUGGAGCUGGAGCUGAACCAGGCUGCCCAGAUCAGCUCUGACUUUCGCACCGUGCGCACCCAAGAGCGCGGCCAGCUGCAGGAGCUCAACGACCGCUUCGCCGGCUUCAUCGAGCGAGUGCAUGAGCUGGAGCAGCAGAACCGUGCUCUGGAGUCCGAGCUGCUGCUGCUGAGGCAGAGGCACAGUGAGCCGUCCCGUCUGAGAGCGCUGUAUGAGCAAGAGGCCCGCUCCCUGCGAUCAGCCGUGGAGGAGGCCAGGGCAGAGCAACAAGCUGUCCUGGGCCAGAGAGAUCGACUGGAACAAACCCUGAGCGCCCUGCAGGGUCGAUAUGAGGAGGAAGUGGUGGCUCGCGAGGAGGCAGAGGGCAGGCUGAUGGAGGCCCGCCGUGAGGCCGACCAGGCUGCCUUGGCCAAGGCUGAGCUGGAGAAGAGCGUCGAAAGUCUGCUGCAGGAGCUGGCCUUCCUCAAGAGAAUUCAUGACAGUGAGUUGGCCGAGCUUCAGGCCCAAGUCCAGAUGGGCGUCCAGGUGGCUGUGGAGUCCGAGGCCGCCACUCCGGAUCUCUGCGGGGCUCUCCGGGAUAUCCGGUCCCAGUAUGAGAGGCUGGCUGCAAGGAACAUGCAGGCAGCCGAGGAGUGGUUCAGAGGGAAGGUGGGCUCCAUGACCGAAACUGUGGCACAGCACAGUGACGCCGUGAGAAGCUCCAAGGACGAGGCAGGGGAGUACCGACGCCAGCUCCAGUCCCGCCUGCUGGAGAUUGAUGCAUGCAGAGGCCUCAAUGUAUCCCUGGAGACACAGCUGCGUGAGAUGGAGGAGAAGCAGAGUGCUGAGAUAGCUGCCAUGCAGGACACCAUCGGAGAGUUGGAGGGCGAGCUGAGGGGCACCAAACAUGAAAUGGCACGCUACCUGAAGGAGUACCAGGACCUUCUGAAUGUCAAGAUGGCGCUGGACAUUGAGAUCGCUGCAUACAGGAAGCUGCUGGAAGGCGAGGAGUCUCGCUUCAGCGUUGGACUUGGUGGCGGAGUGUCCUCUAUGUACAGCCACAGUUUGUCGGCGCCCUCCUUCGCCCGGCCCCUCCUCUCCAGCCUGAGCUCCGGCCCCUCAUACCUGAUGACGUCCCGCCUGCUCAGCUCCAGCUUCAGCACCACAGAGGGGAUCUUCUCCGCAAGCCACACCCAACAAGCAGGGGCCAGCCCUCCAGGGGAGGAGGAAGAGGAGGAGGAGGCAGAGGAGGUAAAGGAGGAAGAAGAGGCAGAGAAGGAGGAAGAGGGAGGAGAGGAGAAGGAGGAGGAAGAAGAGGGAGAACAGGAGGAAGGAGAUAAAGAGAAGGAAGAUGAAGAGGAGGCUAAAGAAGGAGAUGAAGAGGUUGAGGGGGAAGAAGAGGGUGGUGAUGAGGAGGAGCAAAAGGAAGAGGUGACAGAAGCUGCUGAAGAUGCGGGUGAGAAAGAGGACAAAGAAGAAGGAGGGGAGACUGAAGUCAAAGAGGAAGCUCAUGAUGUGGAAAAAACCGAAGGAGCUGAUGACAAAGAAGAAGAUGCAAAAGAAGUAGAGGAAGAAGAAAAAGAGAAGGAAGAAGCAAAAAAGAGCGAAGAGAAGGAAGUCGAUGCCAAGAAGGAAGAGGAGGCAGGUGCCAAAACUGCUCCAAAACCAGACGACAAAGAUGACGCCAAAAAGGAGAAAGAUGUCGAAAAGGUGGCCAAACCGGAGAAGAAGUGAAGAGGUAGUCACAGCAAACCUCGAAAACACACACACACAAACCACAGCUCGAUAAUCCUCUCAAACCUGCUUGUUAACAUGGUGCUCAACGAAACAGUCCAACGGCCAUUUAAAGCGACAAAUCCAGGUUAUCUGCUUGCCAUUAUCAACAGUAGUCCAUAAAGGUUUGAGUGUAAUACAGUAUGUGCAGCCGCUGAAUGUAAAGGUGAGUGUGUGAGUCUCUGGUGGUUGAAUAAACACUUCUUAAAGCCA